UGCCGGAUCACAUUCGGGGACAGUAACAUGCUAGCACAAGCCAAGAUGUCAUUGGACUCUCAGAAUCCUCGUGAGGGUGGUACAACGAAGGAAGGGACCCAGCGUUACACGGGCAAGAAAGCUACAGCCUGGGAUAUAUGCGGCGAACGACUGACGGCAAAUGGUUUGGGAAACAAAUGAUCAUCCUUCCUCUGCACAAAGUGGUUGAUAUACCAUGUCAUAUCGACAAGGACGUACUUCCUAUGAUUCAAAAGCUUCAAUCUGAAGUCCAGAAGCGACUCAAGGAGUAUGCAAAACAGCGUGGGCUAACCCGGUUUGGCACUGUUAGAGGUAGUCGUCGUUUUCCCUCCUAUUGCCCCUCCGUGUCCGCUGUGCCUGCUCCUGCGCCAAUGCGCCAAAUUCUGAUGUUGCGCGUGAUGUUUUGGCGGGAACCUGUGCUGGUUGUGUCAUUCGCCUGCGCCGACGACCCAGGUGAACAGAUGAUUGCUGAGGGACGAGUCAAGGAUAAGGAACUUCUUGAGCAAAAUGACUUCGAUAUUGGUUGGAUCGAGGGGAAAUAUCCUGGUGAAAUACCGGACGGAAUUGGUGACAAUCUGUAAUUAACUGGAAGAGUGACUGUAUUUCCAAGCACAAUACAAACCAGAUAUAACGGGUGAAGGGGGCUCGGCCUUUGGCUCGAGAGGCAUAGGAGUUAAAUGCCCUCCAGGCCGACAUCCUGUCUGGAGAACUUGACCCAAGAAGUCCA
Molecule: messenger RNA, 745 nt
Organism: Aspergillus wentii DTO 134E9
Lineage: Eukaryota; Fungi; Ascomycota; Eurotiomycetes; Eurotiales; Aspergillaceae
Exons: 2
Coding region: 177-599 (140 amino acids)
Source: RefSeq, a predicted model, not a curated record